CUAUUUGUAAUGUUUGGGUUUCCAACGAAACCGAACAAGUCUUAUCCAGACCCGAUCCGAAUACCCGAAGUCACAGCCCUAUCUGCGACUCCUCCUCUUUUCUCUCCUUCUCUAGGCGACUCUUUCUCCCUUUUCUUCUAUCUUCUUCCACAUCAAAAACAGAAAACAGAACGACAGCUCUUUGAUAACGUCAGAGAAGAUUGCCAUCUGACGACGUUCCUAACCGAAAGUAAGGAGAAAUGAUGGCAUCCUUGAGAGCAACUACGGCAUGUGCUAUCUGCCAGCAAAAGCUUGAACCUGCUGCUCAAGGUUGGCGUUGCCAAGUUUGUCGUCCUGACUAUGAAGUUUGCACCCCUUGUUACUCAAAGGGCGUAAACAACCAUCCACACAUUCUCAUUACCCGCCGUCCAUCUGCCACUUCUUCUGUUGCACCUAACACACAAACUAAUCAAAUCCAGGCUGCACAGUUAAGAGCAGUGCUGCUACACAUUAUGACAUGCUGCACCACACAGUGCCAUUAUCCAAUGUGUCGCAUUAUUAAGCGUCUCAUGAAUCAUGGUGUUACAUGCAAAAAAAGAGUCUGCAAUCCUUGUAAGAGAAUGUGGGAUCUCUUUCAUAUGCACGCCAGAAACUGCAGAGAUCCACAGUGCAGUAUACCCAAAUGCAGAGAAUUUAAAGCUAUUUUUAGUAGAAAUCAACGACAGGCAGGUUCAAGACGCAAAGCAGCUGUCAAAGAGACGGUGCCACAGAGAACCGCUGACGCAGGAACCUCCACUCCUCACUGAUCAACAUAGACAGAUGGUGCUAUAGUUCCACUCUUUUGAUCCCUUCGUUUUGUAUAUGUUAGCAUUUUUUUUUCUCUGGCGAAGUUAUAAUAAGCGAAUAAAUCCUCCUGAUUUGGGUUAUUAUACCUGCAGGUUUUCAAUCUGUUUUUGUUUAUUUGUGUAAUUAUUAGUUGCUUUAGAUUAGAUGUGAUUACUCCCUCUGUUUUUAUUUGUAGGUAGUUUUAGCAAAAUAGAUUUGUUUCACAAUAUAAGGGGUUACAAAUUCCAAAGCAAUGAAAUAUAUAAUUAAAAAACA
Messenger RNA from Raphanus sativus (radish), 1080 nucleotides. RefSeq names its product histone acetyltransferase HAC5. The transcript has 4 exons. Lineage: Eukaryota; Viridiplantae; Streptophyta; Magnoliopsida; Brassicales; Brassicaceae. The coding region runs from base 240 to 785 and encodes 181 amino acids. Gene Ontology annotation, cellular component: histone acetyltransferase complex; transcription regulator complex. Gene Ontology annotation, biological process: positive regulation of transcription by RNA polymerase II. Gene Ontology annotation, molecular function: transcription coactivator activity; chromatin DNA binding; histone acetyltransferase activity. The record is from RefSeq and is a predicted model, not a curated record.